AUGCCUAAGCCCGAAUGCUUGCAUACAGACUAUAUUAGCAUUCUUGUAGAGCAGGUUACUCAAGAAGCUACUGCUUUCCUUAAUGGUGGGGGUGAAGGUGACAGAAUAAAGGCACUGAAAAGUGUUCAGAAUCUAAUGAAUGCUCUCCUGAAGCCCCAGGAUUCUGUAUACCACUUGGCCUAUUCGCCCACUCAUACUAUCUGUGUCCGGGUCGGCAUCGAUCUUGGCAUAUUUGAGACUCUCACGGAAAACGACCGGCCGGUGACUCUUGCCGAACUGGCGGCAGUGAAGGGUGCAGAUUUGAUUCUAACAGAACGUGUUUUGCGAAUCCUUGCAGGCAUUGGCUACGUCCAGGAGCAUGAUACUAGAAUAUAUAUCGCAACCACAAUGACUCGACAGAUGACAGAUAGUUCAUCCAUUGCAAUGGUAAAAGUCAUUUUCGACCUUGGUAUGCCAAUAUUAGCCAAAGUCCCAGAGUUCCUCCGACAUAACGGAUUCAGAAAUCCAUCACCUACCAGCGGCCCCCUGCAAUAUGUGGAGAAAUCAGCAUCUUUCUGGGACUUCCUCUCCCAAAAAUCAGAAUAUUUUGAUGUAUUUAAUACCUUCAUGGAAGGGGACAGAGGGAGCCGUCCGAGUUGGCUGGCUUGGUUUCCGGUACAAGAGAGACUUAUUGAUGGAUUCGAACAAGGCAAUGAAUGUAUUCUUCUCGUCGAUGUAGCUGGCGGCCGCGGCCAUGAUAUUUCUGCAUUUUUGAAUACGUUUCCUGAGGCACCUGGCCGGCUGGUACUUGAGGACAAGCCGCAGGUGAUUGAUGAACUGAGAGGCCUUGAUGGCAGGAUCGAGCGCGUCGCGUUUGAUUUGUUUAAGCCUCAGCCAAUUCGAGGUGCCCGCAUAUAUUACAUGAAAUUUGUUCUACAUGACUGGCCUGACGAUGAGUGCCGCGUAAUUCUCGGCUAUAUCCGCGAGGCAAUGAAAUGCAAAUACUCGAAACUGGUAAUUGAGGAGUUUAUCUUGCCAAAUAAAGAUUGUGCCAUGAUCUCUGCCAUGUGGGACUGGGAAAUGCUGAUAUUCUGUAGCAGCAUGGAGCGCACAGUUGACCAUUGGAAGAUGCUUUUAGCCUCGGCUGGCUUUGGGUUGCUUAAGUUUUGGUAUCCUCCCGGUGAUGGUCAAGGGAUUAUCGAAGCAGAGCUAGAAUAA
Aspergillus tanneri is the source of this 1197-nucleotide messenger RNA. RefSeq lists its product as uncharacterized. The coding region runs from base 1 to 1197 and encodes 398 amino acids. Gene Ontology annotation, molecular function: O-methyltransferase activity. The transcript has 5 exons. NCBI's taxonomy places the organism in Eukaryota, Fungi, Ascomycota, Eurotiomycetes, Eurotiales, Aspergillaceae. The record is from RefSeq and is a predicted model, not a curated record.